AUGGUCGCCUCCAGCCCCUACCAGUGCAUGACGCUGGCGCUGUUGAUGCUGCCGCCGCUUCUCUUAACGACCUACUUUAUGGCGGCGUUCCCAAGCCCUCCAGCGCCCAUCAGCGUGCACCCGUCGCUGGCCAGCCUUCCAUCCACAUCCAAGUCCUGGUCAAUAUACCCAGAAGACUUUUAUACGGGCGGAGGAUACGCCGUAUUUCCGACUGGAAAAGUGCGGUAUUGGCUUCUUGGUCCUGAGAAAGGCAAGAAGAUUGUCUUGAUACAUGGUCUGUCAAUACCUGCGAUCAUUUGGAAGGAUGUGGCACCGAAACUAGUGGCGAGUGGUCAUCGCGUGUUGCUGUACGACCUUUAUGGAAGAGGAUACUCCGACGCACCGCAGACUGCAUAUGACACCAACCUGUACACUACACAACUCGCAUUCUUGAUGCAGUAUUUGAAAUGGCAGAAGGCAAAUAUCAUUGGUGUAUCGAUGGGAGGUGCAAUAGCAGCUGCAUUCACUGCCCAGUUUCCGCAUCUUGUUGAUGAAAGCGUCGGUCUUAUCGCUUGUGCAGGGCUGAUGGAGUCCAAUGACAUCUCUCGCACCGCCAAAGUCAUGUCAUCACCUCUUAUUCAAAUCCUGGCAUCUAGUCGCCCGGUUCAGAUGUACAUGCAACGUCUUACAAAUCAAUCCGUAUCACAGGAUGAAAAACCUCUCCUUGAGAUCGUGCGACUGCAAUCGGCCCAUUUGCCAGGCUACAACCACGCCCUAUCAUCAUCACUGAGGGACGGCCCAGUUCGUGGGCAACGGGCCGCCUUCCAGUCAAAAUCAUUUGAGGGCAAGAGGGUGCUGAUCCUUCAUGGUACAAGGGAUUCCACUGUUCAUCCCAAAUAUGCAGACAAAAUAUCUGCUCUCCUCCCUUCGGCUGCAAAGCAGAAGUUAAUUAUGCUUGAGGGGGCCGGACACGAUUUGAGCGUAAGCCACCCCGAGCAGGUGACAGCUGAAUUGCUAGACCUUUUAGAUGGACGGUCAUGGAAAAAGUUGCCUUGA
This is a messenger RNA of Psilocybe cubensis, 1035 nucleotides long. RefSeq lists its product as uncharacterized. The coding region runs from base 1 to 1035 and encodes 344 amino acids. Lineage: Eukaryota; Fungi; Basidiomycota; Agaricomycetes; Agaricales; Agrocybaceae. The transcript is spliced from 8 exons. The record is from RefSeq and is a predicted model, not a curated record.